CCGAUAGGAUUUCUGACCAUUUCGACUUUACUGCUGCUCAUUAGAAAAUUGUGUUGAAAAAUGAGACAACUGUAGAAUGGCAGUCUUAAUAGAAACGUCUCUCGGGAAUUUGACAGUUGAUCUGUUUACUGAAGAAAGACCUUUGUGUUGCAAGAACUUCUUAAAGCUGUGUAAAAUAAAAUACUACAAUUUCUGCUUGUUCCAUACUGUACAGAGAAACGUGAUAGCACAGACUGGAGAUCCUACCGGUACUGGAAGGGGAGGGGAGUCAGUCCAUGGCACCAUCUACGGGGAGCAGGCCAAGUACUUUGACAUGGAGCUGGCACCAAGACUCAAACAUCGGACCGUCGGCACUGUCUCCAUGGUGAACAAUGGAGGAAACAUGCACGGAUCUCAGUUUUUCAUCACUUUAUCCGAGUCCUUGGACUACCUGGACGGUAAACACACAGUGUUUGGGGAAGUCGCAGAGGGCCUGGAUGUCCUGCAGAAAAUCAACGAGGCCUACUGCGAUAAGGAAGGACGCCCUUUCAAAGACAUCAGGAUAUACCACACUAUCAUCUUAGAUGAUCCUUAUGAAGAUCUACCAGGUCUGGCUAUUCCUGAUAGGUCACCUGAACCCACCAAAGAACAGUUAAAUAGUGGCCGUAUUGGUGCAGAAGAAGACAUUGAUGAGUUUAAGGGCUUCAGUGAACAGGAGGUACAAGAAAUCAUGGAGGAACGCGAGGCCAAGGCCAACGCACAGAUCCUCGCCAUGGUUGGAGACCUGCCUGAGGAGGAUGUUGCACCGCCAGAAAAUGUACUCUUUGUGUGUAAGCUGAAUCCAGUCACCACGGAUGAAGACUUGGAAAUCAUAUUUUCCCGCUUUGGUACAAUAAAAAGUUGUGAAGUUAUACGGGACCACAAAACAAAGGAAUCUCUGCAGUAUGCUUUCAUAGAAUUUGACAACGAGAAAUCGUGUGAGAAUGCCUACUUCAAGAUGGACAACGUGCUGAUAGAUGAUCGUAGGAUUCAUGUGGACUUCAGUCAGUCUGUGUCGAAAAUCAAGUGGAAGGGGAAAGGAAAAGGAGUGGAAUAUUCCAAAGACUUCAAGGGAGACAAGGACAGGGAUGACUUCUACUCCAACUAUAAGAUCAAGGAUGCUGCAAGGAAGGACUCGAGAUAUGAUCUUGUCUUCGAAGCCAAUGAUGAUUUGGAACGUCCCAAGAAGAAGAAAAAGAAGAACAAGCACCGAGGCAGUUCUAGUGAGGGUGAUGAUCCAAGGGCUAAAAAACAGAAGAAGCACAAGAGAAAUCGCUCUCCCAGUCCAGAGAUAUUUCACAAGAAAAAGGUCAGGGAUAACUCCAGCUCUCCAGAUAGAAGGUCAAAGGUCAAGAACAGGAGGUCAAGGUCAAAAUCAUAUUCAAGGUCACCAGUGAGAAGAAAUCGCUCCAGGUCCCGUGAAAGACAUUCAAAACAUUCUGGGAAAGACCGUUAUAAAUGACAGGACUAAUAAAAAAAAUGAGGAUUAUUAAAAAAUAAUCAGUGGUUUUAUUAAUAAAAUUCUUUAAUAAAAACAAAUUAUCUUGGUCAAUGUUUUCAUAGUAAAGCAUCUUUAGUUUAGGGCUGGUUUGGUUAAAGUAUUCUUGAUAUGGAUGGGUUUUCUGUUUUGAUAAAAAUUUAACAGGUAAAUUUGUUUCAACAUGUUUUAGUAUUGAUUAGAACAAACAAAUUGUAAAAGUCCCUGUUUGCAGUUUCACUGAAAUUGCAAGUCUGUUUGCUUUAAAAUGGUUUAAAUCAGAAGACUUUACACAGUGGCUGUAUUAAUAUAUCCCCAAGUUUUAUUUGCUGGGGGUCACUGAGACUGACUCAGUGUGCACAAACAACAAUUGUUACAUACCAUUUUAACAGUUACUACAUGUAUGUAGAAUUUCAAUGGCAGCUAAUAAUCAAGUGUGCUUAGGUUAUUAAUAUUUGCAUCUGUUGUCUUGAAAAUAAUAAUUGUAAAUAUUCACUUGUGAAUAAUUAAAUGCGGGUCUAAACAACUUAUUGUUUUUAUUGUUUCUGUAUUGAAAUAAUAUACACAAAUUGCUUGAUAAGUCCAUGAACUUGUUUCUUAAAUAAGAUCCUUAAAGAAUUGCAGCACUUACUUACAUCCCACUACAUAGGGGAAAAUAAUGCAAAUAACAAAACAUUGAAGCUGUUUUCUUUUCCCUUCAAUUAAAACUCAAAUAACUUGCCUCUUGACACUUAAAGCGCCAGUGAAAAUAAUAUCUCCCUUUAAUGAGAAAAUAUAACAGUCCUCAACCUAUUGCAAUGCAUUUCUGUAGAUUUAACAACGAUCUUUGUAAUCACUUCAUAAAAUCAAGAACCUUUGUUAAAGGCAUUAUAUAAUACAGGCUGAAGAUAGUGUCUUUGUGUCAACAUAUUUUAGUGUUGUCAUAUAAAUUGCAUCUGCAUGAAUUGUUGCAAGUAGUUUAGCGGUUAGCUUACGAUAUCCAUGGAAUCUAGUUGAAUAUUUUGAAGAAUAAUUUCAUGAUCAGUAGUGGUUUUUGUUUGUGAAAAAAAGUUCAUGUGAUCUGAAAUAAGAUUUUUUAAGAACAUUAGUUUUUUAAUGCAAGUAAACAUCUAAUCAAUAAAAUUUCACAAAUACAUUUGUAACUUUGUAUCUCCAAAUAAAGCAACUACUUUUAAGAAA
This is a messenger RNA of Dreissena polymorpha, 2674 nucleotides long. Its product is annotated as peptidyl-prolyl cis-trans isomerase-like 4. The transcript is spliced from 13 exons. Lineage: Eukaryota; Metazoa; Mollusca; Bivalvia; Myida; Dreissenidae. Gene Ontology annotation, molecular function: peptidyl-prolyl cis-trans isomerase activity; RNA binding. Gene Ontology annotation, cellular component: nucleus. Gene Ontology annotation, biological process: protein peptidyl-prolyl isomerization. The record is from RefSeq and is a predicted model, not a curated record. The coding region runs from base 77 to 1480 and encodes 467 amino acids.